Cephus cinctus (wheat stem sawfly) is the source of this 3467-nucleotide messenger RNA. RefSeq names its product polyphosphoinositide phosphatase (gene FIG4). The coding region runs from base 283 to 3357 and encodes 1024 amino acids. Gene Ontology annotation, molecular function: phosphatidylinositol-3,5-bisphosphate 5-phosphatase activity. Gene Ontology annotation, biological process: phosphatidylinositol dephosphorylation. Gene Ontology annotation, cellular component: intracellular membrane-bounded organelle. NCBI's taxonomy places the organism in Eukaryota, Metazoa, Arthropoda, Insecta, Hymenoptera, Cephidae. The transcript has 13 exons. The record is from RefSeq and is a predicted model, not a curated record.
CUAGCGGAAUAUUCUGCGCUUGGUGAUACAAAACAGUCACGGCGCGCGGAAUAUUCUGCGCUUUGAUGCAAAUAGGUUAACAUCUGUAUUUAUCGACAAUGGUUUAAAAAGUAUUAAACGGGAUAUUAAACUUUCGGUUACUUUCGGGUUUCCGAAGCGCUUCGAGCCAUCUGUUGCUAAGUUAUAAACCAGACUAGUAGUACUAUCAUUAGCUGUCAAGUAAUCAGGUGUUCUGAAUUGUAUUAUAGUUUCACAUGAAUUGUUCGCACAAUAUAAUAAAAAAUGAAGGAACCUCCGAGACAAAGUAUAAUAUUUCACCCAAUUAUAUCAUCAAUUCAAAAAAUAGCUCUAUAUGAAACAAAAUCUAGAUUUUACCUGAUGGGUUCAAACAAUACACAAACUCGUUUCCGUGUACUGAAGAUUGACCGAAUGGAGCCAAGAGAAUUGAUAGUUGUUGAUGACAAGACUGAAUACACCCAGGAUGAGAUUAAAGAUCUUGUAAACAUGAUAGAUAUGGGAAACCGUAAUCGAGCAGGCCAGCGUAGCAACGUUAGUGGAGUUGCAAGAGUAGUCUCAGCUUUUGGCAUUAUUGGCAGCAAUAAUAAUGGACCGAUACACGAGGAGGGAGAUGACGAGGAACAAGAGACCUCUGAAAAACCAAAGCAUAGACCGACUCAAACUAGGUUUACCUGGAAGACAAUGUGGGAGAGGGAUACAUUCCCCAGGCUAGUACCAGCAUUUGGUCUACUUGGAUUCGUGCGCUUUCUGGAGGGAUAUUACAUUAUCUUGGUGACCAAAAGAAGAAGAGUUGCAGUGAUCGGUCACCACACGAUAUAUAAAAUAGAAGACACCUCAAUGAUCUACAUUCCAAAUGACACAGUCCGUCUUUUUCAUCCUGAUGAGCAGCGAUACGUCAAGAUGUUCCAGAGUAUCGACCUGAGCAGUAAUUUCUACUUCAGUUAUUCCUAUGAUCUGACUCAUACGUUGCAGCACAAUAUGGCUCCGCCAAGACACAUCAAAUCUGAUGUGCCUAGAGAUCUAACGUCUCAGGAUGCAAUAGAUUCAGAAGAUACAGAGGAGUCUGAGGAUUUUUUCAAUAUGUGGGCUUUGCGAAAAGAUUGGCAGAAUAAUGGCUAUGGAGAGAGAUGCAUAGAUUAUGGUAUACGUAGUAAUCCUCACCGUCGAUUCGUAUGGAACUCCCAUCUCUUAGCACCUGUGGAGAAAUAUCUUCACCGCGAUUGGAAUCUGUACGUCAUUCAUGGAUUCAUUGGUCAAUCAAAUAUCAGUAUAUUUGGAAGAUCAAUGUAUGUGACCAUAAUUGCCAGAAGGAGCAACAAAUAUGCCGGUACCAGAUUUCUAAAGCGUGGAGCAAACUUUGAUGGUGAUGUAGCAAACGAAGUCGAAACUGAACAAAUAGUACACGAUUCCGGGGUCAGUUCAUUCAAUAAUGGCAGAUUUAGUUCAUUUGUACAAAUGCGGGGGUCAGUUCCAGGUCAUUGGCGGCAAGAUGUUAGUAAAAUGGUACCAAAGCCUACAAUAACUUGCGAUUUGACAGAUCCUUAUGUAGAAACAGCAGGGGCACACUUUAAUCAGCUUCUCAAGCGAUAUGGUUCGCCUAUUAUUAUACUGAAUCUUGUGAAGAAACGCGAGAAAAAAAAACACGAAAGCACACUGAGUGAGGAAUUGAGUAUGGCUGUGAAAUAUUUAAACCAAUUUCUACCACCUGAGCAUCAAGUGCAUUAUAUAAGUUUUGAUAUGGCGCGCAUGAACAAAGGAAAGGAGGCGAAAGUCAUGGGUCGUUUAGCGAACAUAGCGCACAAUGCUGUAUUAAAAACUGGAAUAUUUCUGUCACAGAAUCCAUAUUACAGUCAGAGAAAUUUGUUCACUCCUGUGAGUAAUAAUAAGAAACCCCAUAAGGCAGAUUAUAAUUCAAUUAUGUCUACAACUGCGCACGAAUCAAGGAAUUGGAAUGGAGAUUCCGGUAGAAGUGGUAAUACCUCCGUUUCCGGUUUUGAAUCUAAAUCGUUCACCGAUUUGGAUGAUUCCACUUUGUUAGUUGAGAAUAAAAUUCGAGAGUAUUUUGCAACGCGUGGUACCGUCCAAACUGGUAUCAUUCGUACGAACUGUGUAGAUUGUUUAGACAGAACCAAUACUGCACAGUUCGCUAUUGGAAAAUGUGCAUUAGGUUUUCAAUUAUGUGCCUUGGGUGUUUUGGUAUCACCAAAAUUAGAAUUUGAUUCUGAUUGUGUUCGAAUGCUUGAGGAACUCUAUGAGGAUCAUGGUGACACUCUGGCCUUGCAAUAUGGAGGAUCUCAGCUUGUGCACAGAAUAAAAACCUAUAGGAAAACGGCACCCUGGACCAGUCAGGGGAAUGAUAUUAUGCAAACGCUGAGUAGAUACUUCAGCAACACCUUUAGCGAUCAAGAAAAGCAACACACGAUCAAUUUGUUCUUAGGAUUAUUCAUUCCUGAGGAGGGUAAGCCGCCAAUAUGGGAAUUAUGGACGGAUUAUUACCUUCAUCAUAAACCUGCUUGCCGAUAUACUCGCAAAACCAGAUUAUUGACUCAGUGGUGGGAUAAAAAUGUUGGAAAAUGUCUUCCUUAUGCGUUGAACGAAGUUACAAAAACUUGCUCGGAAAUGAUACAAGUUCAACAUACGCAGGAGGAGAUGGUCGAUGUAUUUUAUGAUUAUCACAGGCCUUACGAAUUGUCGUUACUGGCAGAAGUACAUGCCUACAAAAUAAGUCAUUCCGUUCGGGACUUUAUGCCGCAUUUUACGACAAACUAUAGUCCGUUCGCUGUGCGCGUACGUCCUGGUAGAAGAAGAGAAGAAACUGGCAAUAAAAAUGUUAAUAUGAAAAAUCCAUCUAUGACUGGACAGAGCAGUACUAGUAGUACUGCCUCUAGUGCAAGUUCCAGUAUGGAUUCAAGUUCAGAUGACGAUGAGAGUCAUCAUCGGAUCAAUGAUAUGCAGUUAAGUUCAUCGAAGGACAGCAGUGAGUUGGUGUCAUUCGAGAAUCUGUUUCCAUCUAUGAAAGAAGUUUAUGGAAUGCAGCUAGAAUAUCCAAAGAGAAGUGAUAUCACAUUGUAUAAAAGAUUUGUUUUGAUUGGCAAGAAUGCUACUCAUUCAAUGGAUUAUACUAAAUUAAAGUCUAGACUCCUACAACAGACUUCGUUUCGAGAUACUGUUACUGCUAAAAUAACUAUUCCUGUUGUUAAAGAUACCAGCAUAAGUAUCUAUGAGCAGUACGUGAAUAGGGGAAAGGUUGGAGGUUCAGUUCCAAGUCCUACUGAUAUGAAUCUGUAUGACAAGUAUGCUCAGCAACAAAAAGAGCUUAUGGGAUUAAUCAACGUUUAAGCCAUUGUAAAAUAUUUUAUCUGCUACAUAUUACCCAAUCUAAACAUCCGGUUGUUUAUGUACCAAAUGAUGAUAUGUUGAAUAAAUUAAUUCCGUGUUGAAUGAAUCAA